Dunckerocampus dactyliophorus (ringed pipefish) is the source of this 1354-nucleotide messenger RNA. RefSeq names its product Ts translation elongation factor, mitochondrial (gene tsfm). Gene Ontology annotation, cellular component: mitochondrial matrix. The record is from RefSeq and is a predicted model, not a curated record. The transcript has 6 exons. Gene Ontology annotation, molecular function: protein binding; translation elongation factor activity. Lineage: Eukaryota; Metazoa; Chordata; Actinopteri; Syngnathiformes; Syngnathidae. The coding region runs from base 91 to 1014 and encodes 307 amino acids. Gene Ontology annotation, biological process: mitochondrial translational elongation.
UGGACAUCCUGGCGUUCCGUAGACGGCGUGGACGUCAAUGACAUUCUCAUUGUUCUUUCACAAGACUUUAUCCUUGUGAAAGCUUUAAACAUGUCACUAAGCUUUUUACUUCGGACUUUAGUGAAAGAUCUCUCAAAGGUGAGCAGCCAGCCUGCACACGCUUUCCACACCGGAUGUCAUCUUCUGGCGGUGGACAAGAACCUCCUGCUCAAACUGCGGAAAAGCUCCGGCUACACUUUUAUCAACUGCAAGAAAGCACUGGAGAAGUUUGACAAUGACAUCACCCAGGCGGAGGCUUGGCUGCACGAGCAGGCCCACAAGGAAGGAUGGAGCAAAGCCAGCAAGCUGGAUGCUCGCAAAGCCAAAGAGGGGCUCAUUGGGCUCCUUGUGCGAGAUCAAGCGGCCGUCAUGGUGGAGGUCAACUGUGAGACGGACUUUGUGGCCCGCAAUGAGAAGUUCCAGCAGCUGGUCCAGGAUGUGGCCUUUUCCACUUUGGCUCACCACCAAAAUAAAAGCCAGACAGGAUAUGUCAAGAGUCACUUGGAUGCCCAUGACCUCAGCAAAGUCCCUGUGACCCCCCAGGGAGGGAGCCUGGCUGACCAGGUGGCCUUCACCAUAGGUCGCCUGGGUGAGAAGAUGUCAGCGAAGCGGGCUGUCACGGUCAGCGUCCCCGCCGAGUGGCGCAUCGGCUUCUACGUUCACGGUGGCGUGGCGGGCCGGACGGAGGUGGCCAUGGGACGCUACGGCGCCCUGGUUGUCUUCCGGGGUGGCAAAGAGGGAGAAGAGGAAAGUUUGGGACGCAAGCUGGGACAGCACAUCGUGGGAGAGGCGCCCGUGUCGCUCGGCAACAUGGACGACCUGCCGUGCGGCGAGAGCGAAACACGCCUCCUGCCGCAGACUUUCUUGGCAGACCCCAGCAGGACGGUGGCGCAGGUGCUCAAGGGCCAGCAGGCUCGAGUGCUGGACUUUGUCAGGUUUCAGUGUGGAGAAGUUGGCAGUGAAGAAAAGAAAUGAUGAAAUGAAGACUUUUUGUUUGUUUGUACGCCUCCUAUUGGUCAGCUGGACUUUCUCACUUAGGAUCAUAAAUGGUGGAAUAAACAAAUGCACGUACGGUAGACUUGCUAGCACAUCAAAUGUGCAGCAACACAAUAAAUGUUACUACUGGAAAUGUAUCAUAAGACAGUGUUGGUCAAUCCUCUUUGCCGUCAUGUCUUGUGUGGGUUUUUAUACGACACAGGAAGUCUCGCAAAUCUCGACAUACAAUUUCUGAUACCCAAUUUUUUUUCAUUCAUUUAGGAAUACAGUUUCCAUAUAAACAUUGCAAAUAAAUAUAUAAUAAUGUAGAAGUAAAUAC